Molecule: messenger RNA, 2518 nt
Organism: Sorex araneus (European shrew)
Lineage: Eukaryota; Metazoa; Chordata; Mammalia; Eulipotyphla; Soricidae
Gene: GNPAT
Product: glyceronephosphate O-acyltransferase
Exons: 16
Coding region: 16-2280 (754 amino acids)
Biological process (GO): ether lipid biosynthetic process
Cellular component (GO): mitochondrial membrane; peroxisomal membrane; peroxisome
Molecular function (GO): glycerone-phosphate O-acyltransferase activity
Source: RefSeq, a predicted model, not a curated record
CCCGAGCCAGCCCCGAUGCGAGCCGAGCGGCGCCCUCACUUCCGGGUUCCGCCUCUCGUCCCAGCGCGGCUUCCGUCCCGGUUAAGAUGGCGGCACCCGUGCUCCGGUGGAGCGACCUUAGCGGGUGCCGCCGCCCUAGGCGAGGUUGGGCUGCCCCCCGCGAAAGAACCGCCCCCAGCAGCAGCACCACCACCAGCGCUUAGAAAAAGACUCGCAGGCCCCGCCCCGGACGGCAGCUGCACCAUGGAUUCCUGCAGCUCUAACUCUAGCUUGUCCGUCGGCUCCGCGGGUCCCAGCCCGGUCGUGCUUCUCUACUCGAAGGAGCUUAAAAAAUGGGAUGAAUUUGAAGAUAUGUUAGAAGAAAGGAGGCAUGGCAGUGACUUUAAAUUUGCAAUGAAAUGCUUCACACCUCUUGUGUACAAAGGAAUUCUUCCUUGCAAACCACAGGAUAUUAGAAGUUCUGUUCUCAAUUCUGAAGAGGUUAAUUAUAUCAUUAAGCAGCUUUCCGUGGAAUCCCAGAAACCUGUUGAUGUGAUCCAAGGGGAAGUUUGUGAGAUCUUAGAUGAAAUGAGCCACAAGUUGCGUCUGGGAGCCAUCCGUGUUUUUGCCUUUGCCCUGAGCAAAAUUUUUAAACAAAUUUUCUCUAAAGUGUGUGUAAAUGAAGAAGGUAUUCAGAAAUUACAACGAGCCAUCCAGGAGUAUCCAGUUGUUCUGCUGCCUAGUCAUCGAAGUUACAUUGACUUUCUGAUGUUGUCUUUUCUUUUCUACAAUUAUGAUCUACCUUUACCAGUCAUAGCAGCAGGGAUGGACUUUCUAGGAAUGAAAAUGGUUGGGGAGCUGCUACGGAUGUCAGGUGCCUUUUUCAUGCGGCGCACUUUUGGCGGCAACAGACUCUACUGGGCUGUGUUCUCUGAAUACGUAAAAACUAUAUUACGGAAUGGUUAUGCUCCUGUUGAAUUUUUCCUCGAAGGGACAAGAAGCCGCACUUCCAAGACACUAACUCCUAAAUUUGGUCUUCUGAAUAUUGUGAUGGAACCAUUUUUCAAAAGAGAAGUUUUUGAUACCUACCUUGUUCCAAUUAGCAUCAGUUAUGACAAGAUAUUGGAAGAAAAUCUUUACGUAAAUGAGCUUCUAGGGGUUCCUAAGCCAAAAGAAUCUACAACUGGAUUGUUGAGAGCCAGGAAGAUUCUCUCUGAAAAUUUUGGAAGUGUUCAUGUAUACUUUGGAGAUCCUGUGUCACUUCGAUCUCUGGCAGCUGGGAGGAUGACUCACUGCCCGUAUAACCUGGUUCCAAGAUAUAUUCCUCAGAAACAAUCAGACGACAUGCACGCCUUUGUCACUGAAGUUGCCUGUAAAAUACAGCUUACGCAAAUUCAGAAUCUGGCUCUGAGCCCAUGGGUCCUGGCAGUUGCUGUUCUGCUUCAGAACCAGCCAUCUAUGGAAAUUGAUGCUCUCGUAGAGAAGACUCUCUGGCUGAAAGCCAUAACCCAGGCCUUCGGGGGGCUUCUCAUUUGGCCGGAUAAUGAAUCUGCGGAAGAAAUUAUCCAGUCCAGCAUUGCACUGCAUUCCAAUGUUGUCAACCUUGCUAACGACCAAGUGAUUCUGAAAGUGGACUCUGACGACUCAGAAAUGGUCCAUGGACUUAUGUUCCGGCACAUUACUCUUCUCACAUUUUCAGCCUAUAGGAACCAGUUGCUCAACAUUUUUGUUCGUCCUUCCUUCAUAGCUAUGGCAUUGCAGAUGAUAUCUGGGUGCAGGAAAGAGGAUGUGUACAACUGCUUUUGCUUCCUACGUAAUGUUUUUUCAGAUGAGUUCAUCUUCCUUCAAGGAAACGGAUUAAAGGACUUUGAAGAAGGCUGUUGUCUGCUUUGUAAAAUUGAGGCCAUACAAAUAACCACAAAAGACAUCAUAGUUACAAAGAAAGGGGAUGAAGUGGUAGAAUUUUUAACAGGGCUCUUUAAACAUUUUCUGGAAUGUUAUCAGAUCAUUUGCAGAUACAUCCUGAAGGGAGAUGACUACUUCACCGAGAAACAGUACUUCACUGAAGUUAGAAAUUUUGUUUAUCAACUUCUCGAUCAAGGUACCACGCAGUGUUAUGAUGUUUUAUCUUCUGAUGUUCAGAAAAAUGCCUUAACAACUUUUGUGAGGUUAGGUGCGUUGGAGAGGACUAAGAUGAAUAAUGAAUGUGUUUUUAAUGUGAAUGAACCUGCCAUGUCCAAAUUAGAAGCAAUGCUUGGUGGUAAGAUCCCAGUAGGAAAACAAACAACUGCAAAACUUUAAUGAUCAGUUAUGGAGGUGUGAUUAUAUAAGCGCUGUCAUACAUGAACUCACGAUUCAUCAUGAAUCACAACAAGAUAGCCAAGUAAAGGAAGCGACCUGUCUUCUCAUUCUUCAUAAGAUUUUGAAAAUGUAGAGAAGAAGUGAUCAAUUUAGUCAGUCUGUACUCACCACCACAGUGGUUUAUAAGGCAUUUGUAUCAAUUCAGUGUGUUUUAAAAUAAAAGUCUUUUGAAAACAUG